AUGCUCAAAGCAGAGCAACAAAAAGGAAAAGGCAUUGAUUUGGAAGACAUCAGAUUUCAUCAGUGUGUACGUUUAGCCCGCUUUGAAACUGAUCGCACAAUAUCAUUUAUUCCUCCUGAUGGAUCAUUUGAUCUCAUGACAUAUAGACUCAGUACUCAGGUGAAACCACUGAUUUGGGUUGAGGCUCAAGUUGAAAGGCAUGCUAGAAGUAGGAUUGAGAUGCUUGUAAAAGCUAGAAGCCAAUUUAGGGAACGAAGCAAUGCAACAAAUGUCCAAAUUGAAAUACCUGUUCCAUCCGAUGCUACAAAACCUAUUGUUCGGACAUCAAUGGGGUCCGCUUCAUAUGCUCCUGAACAAGAUUCACUUAUAUGGAGAAUCAGAACCUUCCCAGGUGACAAGGAAUAUAUGUUGGGGGCCGAAUUUAAACUCCCGAGUGUAACUUACGAAGAUGUAACUCCUGACAGAAAAGCUCCUAUUCGUGUCAAGUUUGAAAUACCAUAUUUUACCAUAUCUGGGAUUCAGGUACGUCACCUAAAAGUUAUUGAAAAAAGUGCAUACCAGACGUUACCAUGGGUGCGAUAUAUAACAAUGGCCGGUGAAUAUGAAAUAAGACUACAUUGAAAACCCAAAUUAAGAGUUGUUGCAUCCAACUUUCACCUUGUGUUAAACUCAAACAGUCAAAUUCGAGGUUCGUAAGUGGGCCAAUUUUUAUAUGUGCAAUUGCAAUGAGUCCCAACUCUUACUUUCUUCUUAUACUCCGAUGUA
Molecule: messenger RNA, 765 nt
Organism: Lactuca virosa
Lineage: Eukaryota; Viridiplantae; Streptophyta; Magnoliopsida; Asterales; Asteraceae
Source: the annotation of a GenBank genome assembly